AUGCUUGCAGGACCCUUAAUUCGUCGUCAAUCGCCUCAGGCGGCAGCAUUGGCUCUUUCGAAAAAACGUUUAGGCAUCAGCAGCAGACAGUCAUGUAUGCCUUUGCCCAGCUCGAGCAUGAGGCGCAACUCCAAUCACUAUCCCCGGCACUAUACUCAGCAAUCAUAUCCAUGCAACCGAGCCGCGCGCCUCCGUUGCCAUAACCCUUCCUUAGCAACAUGCUAUAGGAGAUCAUACUAUCAUUCCGCCUCCGACCUCUCCUCCUCAAAUAGCCACUUCUCCCCGGAACAAACCUCAAUACUUUCGCUUGCACUCUCAAAUCACGUCCCCACACUUGGGUUUACAACCGAGGCGGUUGUUCUUGCAGCUCAGGAUGCAGGAUACCCAGAAGUAUCUUUACAACUAUUUCCUCGUGGAGGGGAAAUCGAACUGAUUAUUUAUUGGCUAGCCACGAGACGAGCCUUAUUGAAGGAGAAAGUUGAAAAUGGAGAGAUAUUUGGUGGUGAUGGAGAGAAGCUAAGCGUUGAACAGAAGAUGAAGAAGUUGGUAAUGGAAAGAUUGAAGAUGAAUAGUGAUAUAAUUCAGCAUUGGCAAGAUGCUCUCGCGAUUAUGUCGUUACCCACGAAUAUUUCCGCAUCUUUGCAUGAAUUAUACGAGCUUUCAUCUGAUAUUCUCUACCUCGCAGGCGAUCGCUCUGUAGAUGCGUCAUGGUACUCGAAAAGACUUUCUGUGUCAACUGUAUAUGCCACUGCCGAAAUUACGAUGACUGAAGACAAAUCUGAUGGGUUUAUCUCUACUGAACAGUUUGUUGAAAGGCGCUUUGGCGACACAGAUGCUAUUGUGGGAACUCUAGGUGACGUGAAGACAUAUCUGGGCUUCCUUGGUGGCAGUUUGGUUGCAGCUGGACGAAGUCUGGGGAUGAAAAUAUAA
This is a messenger RNA of Microsporum canis CBS 113480, 930 nucleotides long. RefSeq names its product ubiquinone biosynthesis protein COQ9. Lineage: Eukaryota; Fungi; Ascomycota; Eurotiomycetes; Onygenales; Arthrodermataceae. The coding region runs from base 1 to 930 and encodes 309 amino acids. Gene Ontology annotation, biological process: ubiquinone biosynthetic process. Gene Ontology annotation, molecular function: lipid binding. Gene Ontology annotation, cellular component: mitochondrial inner membrane. The transcript is spliced from 2 exons. The record is from RefSeq and is a predicted model, not a curated record.